CUCCUGAGGGGGAGGAAUCCUAAACCGGCUUCCCUCCGCUCUUUGUCACCGCGCAGCCCGGGAUGCACGGCACCGCGUUUUCAGUGACUAACGGGAGCAAGCUGCGUGCGGGAGGUGCGAGCCCGGGACACACGAAGAACCACGGGCCCUUGCGCGCCGCCUGGGUCCGGUCUCAGUGCUCUCCCUGGAGCUGUAAGGCACGGCGGGGCAGCUGCCGCUGUGCAGGGGUAACGGGGCACUGCAGACAAACAGGAGAGGCACUGCCAGGGGCCGCGGAGCGCACCCUCCCGCGCUUUCUCCACAGGGCGCAGCUGCGCCGGCGCAGCGAGACGCAGACGGCAGCGGAAGGACGGGAUGCGGCUGCGCCACGGUCGCGCUGUCCCGGCUGCCGCCGGCGUAGUGCUGCGGCGGUACGGAGUUGGGCUGGGCUGUUCUGGCUGCUGCCGGCACAGGUGCUGCCGAGGUACUGGGUCAUGCUGCCGCGGUGCUGGGCUGUGCUGGGCGUCCGGGCCGCCCCGGCAGCUGCCAGCGGCGUGUCGGGCAGCCGGUGCCAGUGGAGGCCGGCCCGCCUCCUACUGAGCCCCGUGGAGCUGCAGGCGCGGGGCCCGCAGCCGGCUUUCUCCACAACCUGCGCGAACUGCUCGAAAAACAGGCGGCUGAGGCAAAAAAGAGCCAUUUCGGAAAAGAAACUGACACGCUAUUUUGUGGAUCACAAGAGGGUACGUGUGAUUGGAGGACAUGGAGGAGGAGGGGGACAUUCUUUUCAUAGUGAACCUAGAAAAAUAUUUGGAGGUCCUGAUGGUGGAAAUGGAGGUGAUGGUGGUCAUGUCAUCUUGAAAGCUGACCGGCAGACAAAAUCACUUUCUUCAGUCCUCUCCUUAUAUCAGGGUUUUUGUGGAGAGAGAGGAGGAAGCAAAAACUGCUAUGGAGCCAAUGGUGCAUGCAUGUAUGUUAAAGUCCCUAUAGGUACAUUGGUUAAGGAGGAUGGGGAAGUUGUGGCUGACCUCACACAGCAUGGUGAAGAGUAUGUUGCAGCUUAUGGAGGAGCUGGAGGGAAAGGGAAUCGCUUCUUUCUUUCAAAUGAAAACCGAGCUCCAAUGUUAUUUACUCCAGGAGAGCCAGGUCAGGACAGGGUUCUCCACCUGGAACUGAAGACAACUGCUCAUGCAGGAUUGGUGGGCUUUCCCAAUGCUGGCAAAUCAUCCCUUCUGAGAGCCAUCUCCCGUGCCAAGCCAGCUGUGGCUGCCUACCCUUUCACAACCCUGAAUCCCCACGUUGGCAUUGUUCACUACCAAGACUAUGAACAAGUGGCAGUUGCUGACAUUCCUGGACUAAUAAAAGGUGCUCAUCAAAACAGAGGCCUCGGAGUGGCCUUCCUCAGGCAUAUUGAACGCUGCCACUUUCUCUUAUUUGUGGUGGACCUGUCAGUGUCUCAGCCGUGGACUCAGCUACAGGACUUAAAAUAUGAACUGGAGCAAUAUAAGAAAGGAUUGUCUGAGAGGCCUUGUGUUGUCAUUGGGAAUAAGAUUGAUCUCGCUGAGUCCAGGGUCAAUCUGCCACUUCUUAAAGAGCAUGUACAAGACCGAGUCAUUGCCUUGUCUGCGUUGAGAGGGGACAACCUGGAGGAGCUGUUCUUGCACUUGAGAGAACUCUAUGAUGCUUAUGUGAAGGCAGAACAAUCACAAGGGCAGAGCCCAGUCAAGUGGUAGAAACCACAACCACUCUGAACUGUACUGCAGGGAAAAAUAAAUCCUGAUUUGAUUA
Molecule: messenger RNA, 1764 nt
Organism: Pogoniulus pusillus (Red-fronted tinkerbird)
Lineage: Eukaryota; Metazoa; Chordata; Aves; Piciformes; Lybiidae
Gene: MTG2
Product: mitochondrial ribosome associated GTPase 2
Exons: 6
Coding region: 63-1709 (548 amino acids)
Cellular component (GO): mitochondrion
Molecular function (GO): GTPase activity; GTP binding; magnesium ion binding
Source: RefSeq, a predicted model, not a curated record